Molecule: messenger RNA, 1801 nt
Organism: Arabidopsis lyrata subsp. lyrata
Lineage: Eukaryota; Viridiplantae; Streptophyta; Magnoliopsida; Brassicales; Brassicaceae
Exons: 12
Coding region: 380-1549 (389 amino acids)
Source: RefSeq, a predicted model, not a curated record
CCGUUUCUUAAAGUGUUCAUCUUUUUCACAUCUCUCAGCUUAAAUUUAUCACUUCCGUUUCUGGAUUUUAUGAAGCCACUGAGCUAAAAGCUUCUCUUAGACUUGGUGGGUUUUUCAUUGUUUAACGAAACUCACACAAGGAAAACAGAAUCUUUAUUUUUUAAAGCUUCGAAAUUUGAGAAGAGAAUUUAAAACGACCAAGUUCGGGAUAUAUUCGUUUCUUCAUCUUCUUCUACUUUGGUCUCUUCCUCUUCUCUCUCGAAAAGGGUUUAUUCUCUGUCACAAAAGAAACCUUUUUGAGGGAAGGAAAAAAAGGUUCAAACUUCAGAGAAACCCAAAAGGCAGAAACAGAGAUAUCAAAAUCAAAAUCACCUAAUUCAUGAAACAGGGUUCAAUGAAUAGAUCGUGUCUCUGCAGUGUCUUAAUCACCACUGCUCUGAUUUGUGGUGCUUACUUCAUUGGCAAUGCUUAUCUUGCUAAAGACUUUAAAGAGAAAUUGCUAAAGUGGGAAAUCACUGAUAAGAUGCAUAACAUCACUGAUAAGAUGCAGAAUGCAACAUCAACCAGUACAUGCCAGAAUUUGAAUAAGCCAGUGGGUACUGAAGCAUUACCGCAAGGAAUUAUCGCCAAAACAUCGAACCUGGAAACACAACAUCUAUGGAACUACGAUGACACAAAAAAGAGAAGGCCGAACCAUUCGAUGAGUUUGUUAGCCAUGGCAGUCGGAAUCAAGCAAAAGGAGCUAGUUAACAAAGUUAUCCAAAAGUUUCCUCCUCGAGAUUUCGCGGUCAUGCUUUUUCAUUAUGAUGGUGUUGUUGACGAUUGGAAGCAGUAUCCAUGGAAUGAGCAUGCGAUUCAUGUUUCGGUGAUGAAUCAAACAAAAUGGUGGUUCGCCAAGCGAUUUUUGCAUCCUGAUAUAGUUGUAGAGUAUGAGUAUAUAUUUCUUUGGGACGAAGAUCUUGGUGUAGGUCAUUUCAAUCCGCAACGAUACCUAUCUAUUGUCAAAGAAGAGGGGCUUCAGAUAUCACAACCCGCUCUCGACACUUCAAAAUCAGAAGUGCAUCAUCCUAUAACCGCUCGUCGAAAAAAAUCAAAAUUUCAUAGAAGGAUGUAUAAAUACAAAGGUAGCGGGCGAUGUGAUGACCAUAGCACCAAUCCUCCCUGCAUCGGCUGGGUAGAAAUGAUGGCACCUGUUUUCUCUAGAGCAGCAUGGAGAUGUUCUUGGUAUAUGAUUCAGAAUGAUUUGAUCCAUGCUUGGGGUCUGGAUACGCAGCUUGGUUAUUGUGCUCAAGGUGAUCGAAAGAAAAAUGUUGGCGUUGUUGAUGCGGAGUACAUUAUUCAUUACGGUCUUCCUACGCUAGGUGUGGUUGAAACAGCUUCAAGCUCUUUGCGGAACGAGACAGACCCGAAAUCAACGGAAUCAUCAGAGUCUCGUGAAGUGGACAAUAGACCAGAAGUUAGGAUGAAAUCAUUUGUAGAGAUGAAGAGAUUCAAGGAACGUUGGAAGAAAGCUGUGAGAGAUGAUAGAUGUUGGGUCGAUCCGUAUUAAAACCUGAGCGGUUUAAGUAAACCGAACCAAACCGGAUUAUUUUCCUUGUUGAGUGGUGAGUGCUUUGUGGUCGGUCCAUUGUAUACCAUUAUUUGGUACAUAAAUUUUGUUUUACUUGGAAAAAAAUCAGUGUAUUUAUGUGUUUAAUGGACCACAGUAGAUUUAACAUUUUGUAGCAUUUAACAAAAGUGUUUUUGUACUUGCAAAAUAUUUGAUAAUUAUAAAUACAUAAAUAUACAAAAGUGUUUUUGU